GUAAACAGAUAAGUCAGAACAUUGACUACCCUGAGGAACAGCAGACCGAGUGCAAAGGUCAUUAGCCGGUAGCGGGUAUUUUUUUCACAUUUGCACAUUUAUCUGCGCAGUGGCUCCGCUGCGGUGGGCAGUUGGGAUACGCGCCUCCCUCUCUCUCCGCUCGCUAAUCAGGACGCAACACUGUACUCUGACCUUUCUGUUUAUUCUGUUACUGAAAUAACUCUGGCUUUCGGGAAGCCGUUUCGCUAUCGGAGCUGUGUGACCCGUUAAAUUGCAUAACCAGGAUUGAGAAGGAGAGACCGGAUUUUCUCCACGUCGUUGUGUUUUGUGUUUAUUUCUAAUUGCGCAGCAUCGGUCUUUCCCGAGGCUUGUCCGUGCCAGAUGCGCUGGUCCCAUGGUCCGCGAGCGCGCGUUGUUAAUCCCCGCGAAGGGGUUACUGGGUAAACCCAGCUCUUCCCGGAAUCUGUAGUUGCGAGCGCGGAACCGUACGGCUGCUAACAACGCGAGGCUGCGCACGAACAGGCUGUCGAGAUCCUUCUCCCUGCUGUCGACCUCAUCCCGCACCAUGAAAAAUGUGCGUCCCAGUUGAGCCCAGACAGGAGCGUGUGUUAGGGAAGGUCCUCGCUAUCUCUGUGGGCGGUCCAUGCACACGCACGGCACCAUGGGUAGCUCCCCCGAGGUGCUCUCCUGGACUUCGUGCCCCAGCCUGCUGGUGGGCAAGCUGAAGGAGGAGCUGAAGCUGAGCGUGGUGGGCGACGCCAUGAAGAAGGCCAGCUCCAACGCGUCACCCCAGCAACCGCCCGCCCCGCCCUCGCCCCCGCAGAUCAUCACGGACCUGGCGCCACCCCCGGCCACGCCCACGCCCGUGGCCCCGCCCACCCCGGGGGAGGAGCUGGCGCCGGGGGGCGGGGGCACCCCCGCGGCGGCGCUGAGCGAGGACUCGUCCCGCGAGCAGCGGCACUUCGACAACAGCGUGCUGCAGCUGCAGGAGCACGAGGACUGCGAGUCGCCGGGGUCCGGGGGCGGCAUCGGCGGCGGCGGCGGCUGCGGCAGUGGGGGGGAGGGCGAGGGCGAGGAUGGCACGGGUGGCGGGGGCUGUCCGGCGGGCCACGUCGGGGGCAGGACCAGGCCAUGCGGCCACCCGCACGACGACAUCAAGCUGCACUUUCACCGGGCGGGGAACGGCACCUCCGGCUUCCUGGAGGGGCUGUUCGGCUGCCUGCGCCCCGUCUGGAACAUCAUCGGGAAGAGCUACUCCACCGACUACAAGCUGCAGCAGCAAGACCAAUGGGAGGUCCCGUUUGAGGAGAUCUCAGAGCUGCAGUGGCUGGGCAGUGGGGCGCAGGGCGCCGUCUUCCUGGGGAAGUUCCGCUCUGAGGAAGUGGCCAUCAAGAAGGUCCGUGAGCAGAAGGAGACGGACAUCAAACCCCUGCGCAAGCUAAAACACCCCAACAUUAUCGGCUUCAAAGGCGUUUGCACUCAGGCCCCCUGCUACUGCAUCAUCAUGGAGUACUGUGCCCAGGGGCAGCUGUAUGAGGUGCUGAGGGCGGGGCGCAAGGUCACCCCCCGGCUGCUGGUGGACUGGGCCUCAGGGAUCGCCAGUGGCAUGAACUACCUGCACCUCCACAAGAUCAUCCACAGAGACCUCAAAUCCCCGAACGUGCUUGUCACGCACAAUGACACUGUGAAGAUCUCCGACUUCGGCACCUCCAAAGAGCUCAGCGACAAGAGCACCAAGAUGUCCUUCGCGGGCACGGUGGCCUGGAUGGCGCCCGAGGUGAUCCGGAACGAGCCUGUGUCCGAGAAGGUGGACAUCUGGUCGUUUGGGGUGGUGCUGUGGGAGCUGCUGACGGGAGAGAUCCCCUACAAGGACGUGGACUCCUCGGCCAUCAUCUGGGGGGUGGGCAGCAACAGCCUGCACCUGCCCGUGCCCUCCACCUGCCCCGACGGCUUCAAGAUCCUCAUGAAGCAGACAUGGCAGGGAAAGCCGAGGAACAGGCCCUCGUUCCGGCAGAUUCUCCUGCACCUGGACAUCGCCUCGGCAGAUGUGCUGGGCACCCCUCAGGAGACCUACUUCAAGUCCCAGGCCGAGUGGAGAGAGGAGGUGAAGAAGCACUUUGAGAAGAUAAAGAGUGAAGGCACUUGCAUCCAUCGGCUGGACGAGGAGCUGAUUCGCCGGCGGAGAGACGAGCUCAGACACGCCCUUGACAUUCGGGAGCACUACGAGAGGAAGCUGGAGAGAGCCAACAACCUCUACAUGGAGCUGAGUGCCAUCAUGCUCCAGCUGGAGGUCCGUGAGAAGGAGCUCAUGAAGAGAGAGCAGGCGGUGGAGAAGAAGUAUCCCGGGACGUAUAAGAGGCACCUGGUUCGCCCCAUCGUGAGGCCCAACGCCGUGGAGAAACUGAUUAAGAAGAAGGGCAGCAUGUCCCACAAACCAGGGGUGCCGACGCCCAAGAGACCUGACCUGCUGCGAUCCGACGGGAUCCCCAGCGUGGAGGUGCUCCCCUCGCCCCUGCCCCUGUCGGCCAGCCCCCGGGUGUCCACGCCCCCCGGCAAGGCCCGCUACCGCAGCAAGCCGCGGCACCGCCGCGCCAACAGCAAGGGCAGCCACGGCGACUUCCCGGGGAUCCCGAAGCCCGGCGCGGCCUCCGCAGCCGAGGAGCAGCUCCCCCUGCAGCAGCACUACCACCACCACCACCACCACCACCUGCCCCCAGAGGGCGCCCUCCUCCCCCCGCCGCCGCCGCCGCAGGGCCGCCAGGACACCGCCGCCAACUGCGCCAGCGACCUGCGCUACUUCGGCCCGGCGGCGGCCCUGCGCAGCCCGCAGACGGACCACCCGCAGCGCCGGCCCUCCGGCCCCGGGCCCGGCCCGGACCUCAUCCCCGCCGGCGGCGGCGAGGCCGACCCCCGCCCCGGCCCGCUCUGCCCCUGCUGCCAGGCCCACCCCUUCCCCGGCUGCCUGCGCUGCCAGGACACGCCUCCCGCCCCCAGCCACCCCGAGCUCCCCCACUACUCCCUGCUGAGCACCUGCGAGGAGGCCCCGCCCCCCGCCGCUCCCCGCGGCCCCGAGGGAGGCGCGCCGGAGGAGGGGGCGGGCCAGGGGCGGGAGGCGCCGUACCGCCUGCCCUGCACGCUGCGGCCUCUCAGGAAGGGUGGUGACGAGUCCUCUGAAGAGGAAGAGGGAGAGGUGGACAGUGAAGUCGAGUUUCCACGAAGACAAAGGCCCCACCGCUGCAUGAGCAGCUUCCAGUCCUACUCCACCUUCAGCUCGGAGAACCUGUCGGUGUCGGACGGCGAGGAGGGGAACACGAGCGACCGCUCCCACAGCGGGCCCCUGGAGCGGCUGAGCGCCAGCCAGGAGGAGCACCUGGACGAGCUGCUCUCCCACACGCCCGACAUCCCCAUCGACAUCUCCACCCAGUCCGACGGGCUGUCCGACAAGGAGUGCGCCGUGCGCCGCGUCAAGACCCAGAUCUCCCUGGGGAAGCUGUGCGCCGACGAGCACGCCUACGAGAACCCGCUGCACUUCGGAGAGUCGGACUGCGAUUCCUCGGAGGCCGAGUGCUCAGACGCCACCGUGAGGAACACCAAGCCCUCCACCUGGUGAUCUUCUCCGCCCUCUCCGCCCCCAAGAUGACCUCAGUACCCCUACGCCCUCUACGAACAACGGCAAUAAUGCAUCACGCCACAAGCAAACCGACUUCUAACAGCACCGCCCCCCCCCCCCCCACCCCCAUUUACCGGCCCCCCAGCAGCACCACCACCUCUCAGCAAGGAAGACAGGGAUCCCAAUCUGUCCAGUUUCAGUGUAGCCAUUGCAACGUUCACCAUUUACCUUUUGAGUUUAACGACUGUAUAUGUAUAUCUGUAUAUCAUUUUGUACAGAUGCAAAAUGAACAAAAAAGCAAACAUCGUAAUGAGUAGGUGCAAGUAUAUUUGCACAGAGUAAUAUAUGAGGAUCCCCUGCAGCUGGGUUAGAGAGAGACUGCGCACCUGGUUCCUGGGUGUGGCUUUGCUAGCAUCGUGGGUACGAACCUGUUCCUCUAGGCACUGCUAAUUACCUGAGGCUCCACCCCCGUAAGGGCAGCUGUUCUCAGCCAACCAGUGCAGUGCAGAGCGUUCUACAGGAAGUGGGCGCAUUUUAACUGUAGCGUCGCCCCAGAGCUUACCAGGAGCUAGCACUGUCCCACUGUCCCACUGUCUCACUGUCCAACUGUCCAACUGCCCAAGAGCAAACACCUGGCUGUUUUAUUUCUUCUGAGUUUACAAAAACGUGCCCCCUCACCACCUCCAGGAGAAUGGAGAAAGGGGGUUAUAAGCCUAAACACCAGCAUGAACAGCACCCCCCCCACAAAUCUCCUCCAUCGAUCAUUCCAGAACCUUCCUACUGUUCCACAUAGCAUGUCUGCUCAGCCUCUAAUGCAAGACUUGUCAAGAGCAUGAGUCAUGUUGCCAGGGAAACAAGACUCUGGCCCUGUUUAUAUUAAUGGUAAAAUUCAACCAGCUUAACCCGGCUUCUCCUUUUGAGUCCAAGACCACAUGACCAUCACCCUGCUUUGCCUGUUUCCUUUCGAUUAUUUUACUUUUGUUCGAAAUUUGUUCCGGGAAGUGUUGAACAAGAACCCAACCAGUGUUGAAUUUUCUUGCGCCGGUGGACUCACUGAAGAUAAUGUGGAAAAACGUAGGCUGGAACAGAAGCAGGACCGUGAAAGUGAGUUCCUGUGGAUCGCGGAUGCAGGGACCUGAACUCGGUCUGCGUCUGGACUCUCAGAGUUACUUCAUGUGUAAUAAUUCAGUGUGAUCAGUUUCCUUUCAGAAUGCAGUAUCCCUUUAAAUGUUUGCUCAGGUCCGCAAGCCCCCCUUUGACUGGCUCUUUUGUCAUUUCUUUGAUGGCUGGAUGUUGCACAACACUGUUCUGUCAUGCGGAAGCACAGCUUACUGAGUGAGGGGCAGAUCUGGGGGGGCGGGGUCAGUGACAGGCACCGGACCGCCCCCCCUCCCUGUGAUUGGUUGAUGAAAGAAACAGAGCAAUAAUGCAGAAUAAAACUCAGGAGACCUAGAUUCAUCUGCUUGGAGCUGUCCAGCAGGCUGGACGGAUUGACGAUGCACAGAGGAACUGCAGUUAAUGGUGAACGGCUCUUUUUAAAAUAUAAAUAUAUAUUUUUAAAACGUUAAUUUUACGAUGAACGCCGCCAAAUGGUUGCUUUUCACGUUGGAAGCUCAGGUAUUGAAUAACAAGUCGAGUAAAAAUGCCGCUCAGUAUUUUUGCUACGUGUGUCCACUAGGUGGAGAUAGUUACCUAGGAUUCAGUUGCAAUAUGUCUUUCUCCCAAAUUCCAGUGCAGUGCUCAACGCAUAACUGUUUACUCAUCUGUAUUUCCGUUGCUCGUCAGUCUCACAAUGGCUGUAUUUGUCUGUGUUCUCUGCUUAUUUUAAAAAGGGAUACUGCAUCUGUUUUAUUUGUAUCAUUGCAUUCAUUCAUCAGUGUAUUUGUACACAGGUUGAUGGCCAGUCGGUAUAAGAUAAAAUUAUAAUGCAUUCCUACAUUCGGACUAAAUGAAGGGGUUGGUAAUUGUGGCAUCGCUGAACUCUGAACGCUGUUUUUGUCACAGAAUAACAGCUACUGGGUAGAAAGGGUUGAGCUUGCCGCAUUACCACUGAAGUUGAAUCCACAGUGUUGUUUUUUUAUCGGUCCCGCAGCGCUGAUGUGGAAGGAGUGUUGCGGAUAUCUUAUCUUUAAAGACUGCCGCUUCCUGUGAUGUCCACAAACUCCCUGUCAUUAAUAUAUGUCUAGAGCUGUAUGUCUCCUGACCAGUAUCACGUGACCUGGGUUACAAGCCAUGUCCCGCCCUUUGCUGAUCAUGUGAUUUGGGUGCGGGGGACGUUGUGUAGCGUGCUGUUCUGUAAGCGGUGAUUCGCUGCAGUGUGCUACUGCCCGCUGAUAUUGACCCUGGAGACCCGACCUCCUUCCUUCCUUCCUGAGGUGCUCCGCGUCCCCCACCUCUCCACGCAUUUUUAUGUCGAAAUGGUAUUAAAAAGCUAACGUGUUCAAAUGAAGUUAUUGGGAAGUGGGCAAAGGUUGUUAAGAGUGAAGGAUAAUGUCUUAUGUGAAGAAAUGCUGGGACCGAUCUUGUAAAUUCUGAUUCAUUUAAUUUAAAUGUGUUAAUUUAACAUUUUAACCUGACUUGUUUUGUAGCUGGCCUACAUGAUUAUUGGAUUAAUUUAUGGUGGAAAAAACCUGUUGUUAUAUCUGUAUUUCAAAAGAAUCCUGUUAAUUUUAGCUGGCUCUGUUCUUCUCGUGUCAGGCAAAGGUUUCCUAAUGGAUGUUGGGGGUAUAACCAAUAUUAUAAUAAAUGAAGGAGUUUUUCUGAUCAGAAACGCAUCAGAAGAGCAACUGGAGCCAGUCUCUGAGAAGGAGAGUGUGUUCUGAGAACCUGUUUGUCUCUUGCCCCAAACAGUCUCACCUGUGGGAACCAGUCAUUAUCUUUCUCUGUUUGUGAAAGAUAAUGACAGAAGGGCUGUCUGCGUACCUCUCAGUGUUUGACCAGAGUCCUUGCUGUAGUCCAUGGCGGUAAACUGGCCGGCGGACAUCUUAAAAAUCCGUCACCCCUGCAAACAACUGCUAUUUCGGCCGCUACGCCCUCAAGUAACUAGGACCCAAGCUUGCAUUUGCGCGCUGAGUCAGUUAACGUCCUAAUGGACGGAACUGGCUCAAAGCUUAGCCUCGAGACGCUGCCUCUGUUGUGCAGCAUAUUGAAGUCAGCCAUCUUGAGAGGCUGCGUAUUUCUCUCAGUAAAACUAGGAUUGUCAUCCAAAGCAGGGACUCCAAAUUCAACCCUUCAACGAAAUGCUUGGGCAUCGCAGCAAGGAACGAAAUGACCACUACUGUCGUUUCUGACCUCUGAUGUCAUUAAGCUGAUUGCUAAUCUCUUCUCUCUUUUCUCUGUCUCUCUUCUCUUUUCUCUCUCCCUCUUUUACUCUGAUUAGCUUAGUUACAAAUGCCAACAGCUACUUUUACCCCAUCGUGCGUAUUGGGAUGUUUAAGAGACCUGGCAGAUUUCACUUGGAGAGAGCUGUCCUAGCCCUUAGCCUCUGUCUUUCUGUCGGUCACUCAUGCUCCGCCUCCUCUUCUUGAAUGGCUUCCUUAUCAACCAAUCCUGAUCCUUUCCUGUAUUAGCCAGUGUACAGUGCAGUGGGAACUAAGGAGGAAUAAAAUCAAAGCAAACAACUGCAUGGAAUAAAAGCUGAUGUACUGUACCAAA
Anguilla anguilla (European eel) is the source of this 7264-nucleotide messenger RNA. RefSeq names its product mitogen-activated protein kinase kinase kinase 13-like. Gene Ontology annotation, biological process: JNK cascade; protein autophosphorylation. Bases 644 to 3610 code for a protein of 988 amino acids. The transcript is spliced from 14 exons. Gene Ontology annotation, molecular function: JUN kinase kinase kinase activity; ATP binding. The record is from RefSeq and is a predicted model, not a curated record. NCBI's taxonomy places the organism in Eukaryota, Metazoa, Chordata, Actinopteri, Anguilliformes, Anguillidae.